AUGCUCACAUUCCUUGGAAAGGACUUCGUUCUUCAGGAAGUCACCAAAGCCGAUCUGGCCUUCCUCUUCUACUUCUGGAUUUUGACAUGUUGGGCAUUACAAGUUCAAUUUCUUCUCCAAAUCAUCAUAAAUCGAAUUGCUCUUCUUCUUCCGGAUCACCGGAAAGCCAAUCGAAUCAAGUUCGCCGUCGCUCUCUUUAUCACCGCAAUCAAUAUCUCGGUCUAUUGCAUUUGGAUUCCUGCACGCCUUCAAAUAUCUCCCCGUUUUGAGAGGAUUAACAACAUCUGGGACCGUUGCGAAAAAGUUAUAUAUCUUGUCAUCGACGCGGCUCUAAAUUUCUACUUUAUUUUCGUCAUUCAAAAGAGGCUCGUGUCACUUGGGCUCAAGAAAUAUGACCGUUUGGUGAGGUUCAACAAAUACAUCAUUGCUUUAUCGUUGAGUAUGGAUGUUCUUAUCAUCAGUAUGAUGAGUUUAAAUAACAGUUUCGUAUAUAUGCAAUUCCACCCAGUUGCUUAUAUUAUAAAAUUGAACAUCGAGAUGGCCAUGGCAGAUCUCAUUGUAGAAGUUUACAAUAACGCUCACUCCCACGCUGGAUCGGCCGUUGCCUCUACCACCCGCCCAAGGACUCCCGAGAUCUCCAAAUCAUCAAUAUAUACGAAGGAUAGUCCACAGGGGGCCUCUACACGCGCAUUCAACUUCCAACGGCCAGUAUUCAACAAACCAUCAACCCCGAUAUUUGGAAAACGAGCCAGCGCACAGUCCGACUCCUCGGGCAUUUCUAGAAGAAAAGGCAGUGUUUCCUCCUCAAUUGAGCUCUACGCGCCGAAAGGAAAUGGAAUUCAGGCUGUGAAUUCGGGGAUUGGGGAGAGGAUGGAGGUUAAUAUGAAGCAGGAGGUGCAUGUCUUCGUAGAAGAUUUGGAGCAAGGCGAGGCUAGCCAUCGAACUAGAAGUAUCAGGAGUGAGGUGGGCGAUGAGGGAACGUUACUCGGUGACAGGAUCGAGAGAGAUGGUGGGGUAGAGCAGUCGGAGGUCAUGAAUCAUGUUGGGCUGAAGCAGGGAAUGGGUGUGCAUACGACUGUUUGGGCUCCUAGGUAG
Messenger RNA from Glarea lozoyensis ATCC 20868, 1095 nucleotides. RefSeq lists its product as uncharacterized. The record is from RefSeq and is a predicted model, not a curated record. The transcript is spliced from 5 exons. Lineage: Eukaryota; Fungi; Ascomycota; Leotiomycetes; Helotiales; Helotiaceae. The coding region runs from base 1 to 1095 and encodes 364 amino acids.